Molecule: messenger RNA, 7261 nt
Organism: Caenorhabditis sp. 36 PRJEB53466
Lineage: Eukaryota; Metazoa; Nematoda; Chromadorea; Rhabditida; Rhabditidae
Source: the annotation of a GenBank genome assembly
AUGACUGAUCCGAAUUGGACAUUUCAUCCUCCGACAACAUAUUAUGCAGGUGAGUACGCUUUAAUUAACGUUUCAAAAUAGUUUUUGAUCUGAAUAUGAACGUGUGUAGCAAAAUACGUGUUUUUUUCCAGAUCAUUCGAUAGCAAAGCCGAUUCUGAUUGGUGGAGUCCAGAAUAACCAAGAUCAGGGACAUUCGCCGUCGGAUUCGUUUGGCCAAUCGGUGACUGCGUUCAAUGGAAUGGUCGACAAUUUGGUCGGAUCCCCCACGUCGUCGCAUUCACGGAAUUACGUGAGUUAUUCGUUUAUUUUUUGAUGAAAGUUUAAAAAAAUUAUUUGUUCUCAAGAACCGUUUCCACUUGAACAAGACGUUCUGCAAAGUGUAUCAAAGAAGGCUCUUAAGAGAACACGUUAGUGGUAAACACAAGAAUCCUGAAUCCAAAUCUGUUUUGGGCUUGAAGCUAGAAAAAAUAUUAUUUUCCCCUGUCCAAAACCAAAAAAAUUAUUAUUAUUGUAAACAAAAUGCUGCUUUCAGUUCUCAUCAUCAUAUGCAAUAUCACGGUCACCAACGGAACGGAAGUAGACUAGUUAUUUUUGAGAGAGAAAAAAUUAUUAAUUUCAGAGAUGAUAAAUCUCCGAGUGGAAGUUAUGGAGUACCAAUUCCUAUACCAGCCGAGGGAGUGCCUCAAGGAACGCCCGACUUUCAGAUGACUCCUUUUUUAGCGCAAGGCGGUCAAUUGAUAGGAGGGAGUCCUCCUGGCUACAUAGGUGCUCCUUGGUUUUCAAACGGACCCGGCAUCUUUCAAACGAUGCAACAAGCGGAUCCGUCGAACAACGUGAUUUCUUCGGUGUCGGGAGAAUUUCUGAACAACGAAAAUGGAGGACCAGGACAUAAUACGUCUCAUCAACCACCGCUUGUUUCCGGAUCUCCACCAUUCGGAUACGGAAACAUGUUGACGAGCUUCAAUGCGAUGGGAUUGGGUCAGCCGAUUCAGCAGCGGGAACCGCAGCAUUACCAGCACGCCAUUAUUCAUGGUAAGCCGUCAUAAUCUUGUUAUUACAAAAAACAUUGAACUUUGCAGAGCCAAUUCAAGGAAUGACUCAAAACGGCUUCGGACAGCAAGUGUUCUUUGCUCCGAUGCAAAAUCAACAGCAGCAACAUCAAGCUCAACAGCAGCAGCAGGCACAACAGCAAGCGCCGUCCCAAAAUGGCCAGCAACAGUUCUUCGGGCAACCAAACGGAAUAAACGGUGCUCAAGUCGCUGAUUGGCAGCAGAGAAGCUUUGGAAUGCCAUCACCGCAGCAGCAGCAGCAACAACAACAACAGCAGAUGCCGCAAAACGGUUUGCCGCCAAACUUCUCGCAAAAUCCACCAAGACGGCGUGGGCCAGAAGAUCCGAAUGCUCCGUCGCCGAGAUCGCUGCUUGAUAUCCGCAACAACGUGAUCGACUACGCCAAGGACCAGCACGGUUCUCGCUUCAUCCAACAGAAGCUCGAGCGUGCUUCUAUUCGCGACAAGGCUGCGAUCUUCCAGCCAGUGCUUGAGCACGCUGAGGAGUUAAUGACCGAUGUAUUCGGUAACUAUGUGAUUCAGGUAUGUGCAAUUUACUUUGUUACCGUUUCUAAUCAUUCUUUUUCAGAAGUUUUUUGAGUUUGGCAGUCAAGAGCAACGCACUCUUCUCGUGGGCACAAUUCGUGGGAACGUGAUGAAGUUGGCGCUGCAGAUGUACGGAUGUCGGGUGAUUCAGAAGGCGCUGGAGUACGUCGACGAGAAGUAUCAACUCGAAAUACUAGGAGAAAUGGAAGGACAGGUGUUGAAAUGUGUCAAGGACCAGAAUGGCAAUCACGUUAUUCAAAAAGUGAUUGAACGCGUACAAUCGGAACGUCUCCAGUUCAUUAUUGACGCGUUCACCAAGAAUAAUUGUGACAAUGUAGAGCCUCUGUUAGUCGGUCCAUUAUCAAACUAAUCUCGCAUUUAGGUCUACACGCUCUCGAUCCACCCGUACGGCUGCCGUGUCAUUCAACGUGUGCUGGAACAUUGCUCGCCCGAACAAAAGGAUCCGGUCCUGGAUGCCCUGCACGAACAUCUCAAGCAGCUCGUGCUUGACCAAUACGGCAAUUACGUCAUCCAACACGUCAUCGAGCACGGAACCGAGGCGGAGAAACGCAAGAUCGUGCAGGAAGUGAUCUCGGACGAUCUGCUCAAGUUCGCGCAGCACAAGUUCGCUUCGAACGUAAUUGAGAAGUGUCUCAGCUUCGGAACAGCCGAUGAGAGAAACACAAUCAUCGACAAAGUCUGCGGAGAUCCAAAUGAGUAAGAACAUGAGCUAGAAAAAUAAAUGUUCAUUGAAUUAUUCAGCCCGUCGCCGCCACUUCUCCAAAUGAUGAAGGAUCCGUUUGCGAACUACGUUGUCCAAAAAAUGCUUGACGUUGCCGAUCCACAACAUCGGAAGAAGAUCACUCUGACCAUUAAGCCGCACAUUGCCACUCUGCGGAAAUACAACUUUGGCAAGCACAUUUUGCGUAAGUGCCUGAAAGAAGUGUUGAAACGCCUGACACGAGAAGAACGGGAGCAAUUUCAAACUGAUUUUAUGGUUACAAGCAGCCUGUUUGUCAAUCUUCAUGAGGACCUCGAAGAGUUCGCUCUUUACUACUUAUUCUGAAACCACCCACUAUCCGAAUCAAUCCCCGGUUCAACCCGAUUCAACCGCUUCCAACCCUGUGAAAUUUACAACGUCAUCCCAUCGGUUUACUAUGUUUCGUUUGUGACCGGUGCUUAUUUUCUUGUGCCCUAACUUUACCCACAUCAAUGGAAUCAAUCAAGUUCGGUGGAGGAGCGACAAACAACAAUUUGCAGUGAUUCACUAGCCACUAUAAAAAAGUUUGUUGUGCUGUUUGAUUACCCGACCUCACCUUGUGUUUUUCAUCAGACUUACACCGACCGGAUCGCUUCUGGACGUCACCCGUUUCCGUUUUGCAAUUGUUUGCUUUGUGCCUUUUGCCUUCCAUCAGCCUAUUUUAUAUCACGCCGACUACGCAGAAAACGCAUGCUUAUCAGUUUUCCUCUGGGUUUCAUGCGUUUAAAAACACGCGUUCUGAUAACCUUCAUAAUAUCAUAAUGUUUGUUUCGCCCGCCCUUUUUGAACUUUUUAAUUUCAACUAUUUUCAGUUAAACUCGAGAAGUAUUUCGCGAAACAAGCACCGGUGCAUUCGUCAUCUUCCUCGUCAAAUGGUCAUAUUUACGACAUCCCGUACGAAUUACCUCUUGGAGCGGAUUUUAGUAAUCAUCCAUUUUAGUCGCCCUCAUUGAAUCUGUUACUUUGCUCAAACAGUUGAAAACAUGUGAUAAAAAAUAAGGUUGAUUGAAUCAAUCAAACGGGCAUUUGGUUUCUAUUGUCUAUUACUCCUUUACCAAUAUAUUUGUAGUAUUUUGUGAACACUUCUUAUUUCUCUCCAUAUAAUUGUAAACCGUUGUUGCUUUUUCUUUCGACUCAUGUAAUCUAGAAUCUAUGGUAACCCACUCAAAGUCCAAGUAAUCUUGCUUGAAAUUGGUUUUCAGUACUGUCCGUCCCGCCUACGCUUAGGUUUAGCUUACAAAAAAGUUCACAUUAGUCUCAUUCUGCCACAAAAUUGUUCUUUAUCGCAAGCGUUUUUUUUUCACUUCAACCGGCAAAACCGUCACUCGCACGCAUCCUUUCUUCUUCCACAAUUGCAGCCUUUCUCGAGUAAUCAUACACACGAUGCCUUACCCCUUUUUGAGCAGUAACUAGACCCUCCCCUAAGCCAAAUGUGUGAAUAUGUAAAUUUAAAUAGUUUUUUCACCCCUUCCCCUUUUCUUCUUCUCCCUCUUUCCCCCUUUUCUUCACCCUGUGAGCAUUUUUGUAAACUUUCGUUACUAUUUUUUCUAGGAAAUGUAUGUGUUUUUCAAUUUUUUUUUCUUAGGGGAUCCGGCCAGGAGAAUUUGAUUCUUGGAGUCUGACCCCCGAAUUUUUCUGUAUGUUGAGUAACUCAAAAUUGUAUAGCUGUAAAUCACUUGUUAUGCUGUCAUUUUUGUUCAAUGUUCAUAUUCAUGGAAAAGGAGGGUCCCGACUUGCUCUUUGUUCAUUUUUCCCGCUUCCGUCUCGCUUCUUCUUCUUCAUUCGUCCCAUCUUUGGAAAAGUGAGAAAGAGUUUGGGAUUAGUCGCAAAGCAUCUGUGAGCAAUCGCAGGGAGCCAAAAUCGGAUUCUUUCUCACUUUUUCUGCCGAUUAGUUUGUUAGCCACUCUCAUCACAUAAGCAUUUCUCUGCCGAAAUUUCUUGAUGUACUUACUUUCUGUAUGAGAUUUUGUUAAAUAUGGAAGAUUUCUAUUAUAUCAUUUUAUUUCGUUGAUCAUGCUUACGACGAAGAAAUGAAGUGUGUUGGUAAAAUUUGGCCACUUUUUUUUAGAUUCGAAUAACAGGAAACAGGAAACAGAAAAUCUUAAAGCAUGGAAGGUUAUGUUCAGAGUUGCCGCCGAGAGACGUUCUGCUGAGUAAUCGGUUGUCCGUUUGUUCAUCGCGCUCGAUUGGUUUGACCUCCUGAACAUGUUUACGCAACGCUUAAGAAGGUCGUAACCAGCUUUCGGACCAUCUGCGGGUGUAAAACCAAGUGUUUGUCUUGUAUUCGAACAAGUCGCAUUCUAACGGAUUUUUCCUCUCUAUCAUGCUCUCAGUUUCGACUACUUUUCCAGAAACUUUUGUACAAACACCUACGGGUUCCAAUCUUUCCUUGUUAGCACUAAAAUUUCAGAACAUGAUUGCUGUAAUUGUGAUUUUUUGCAAUGCUGGGUUCCUAAAUUCCGCUUUAAGACUUGUGCUAGCUAAUUUCAAUUAAAUAAAGAAUGUUUCCAAAAAAAUUGAAAACUUAUCAUUGUUUCCCUCGACAAGUCUCGAAAAAUCUGUGCCUCUCCCCCAUUGGCGAUUCAUCAAGUAUUUCGAAACAGAUUUUACGAAAUACAUUUCUGAUCCAUAACAACCAUUUUCCCACUUCUCUUCCGCACUUCACAUGACCUCUUGGGCAGUGUAAGUUCUUAAUCGGCGCCUUCUCCAUUCAUAGCGAACAAUAGGCCGUUCCCUUUUCAAUCUGACCUCCCGAUCUCUUUCCGUAUAUUUCCAUUUCAUAACAAAGAAUUCAUAAUUCAUAUAUUUUUGGAUGUAAAGGUAUCCAAGCACGUAAAUUUCCGUCUACUUUACCCUCCAAACCCAUAUGCUUCUGCUGCUGCUGCGUCCUUUUCAAAAUCCUCGCGCGCCACUCCUUGCAUUCAUUGCGGCGCAAUGCCUACUCCAAACCCAUUGGCCCCUCUGGUAUCGAUUGUUCGUGCCCACUUUUUCGGCUUUAUUUCGCAACACUCUGCGAGUCUCUAUCGCUUCCGUCGCCCCACCGCAUUACAUAUUCCCUCAUCUUUCUCCGACACAGAAAGCGUUGGCAUUUGAGUCCACAGGAAUCUGCCGUUUUGUUACGAGAAGAACUUUCGCUCACUCAGAUACACUUCUCGCCGCCAAUCAAACUCCUUAUUGUUUGCUCAAAAAUGAAUAUUUUAUAAAAGAGCGUCACCAUUCGCGAGUAAACACUAGAGCACGUUCCACCACUACCUUAUAUAUAUAUAUAUAGGUUUCAUUCCAAUCGAAAAUGAUGAUGAAUCACAAAUAAAUGACCGCAGCGUAUCCCAUCAAGUUUUUUUUUUCUCAUUCCACGACUACACCCACCGGCCCCUCGUUUUAUUUCUCUCCAUAUAUUGCGGCGAAGGCCACUCUCGCCUCUUCCGCCCAUUUUCUUUAAUCGCGUAUAUACCCAUUUGUUGAGUUUCAUGUUUCAGGAUGGAGAUCGCCUACGAUCUUUCUUCCAUUUUCACAAGCAACAUCCAGCGGCUCGACCGUGCCGAUUUGCUGAGAUAUGGACCGAAACGAUACUGGCCCGUCGCCCAAAGCAUUGAUUCGCUUGGAGAAAUGUCAUCUAAGGUACGGAUGUUCUAGCGCUUUUUUCUUCGUUUUCGUAGGCAAUGCAUUCGAAAUGAUAGAGUGCUUACAUAGACUAUUCGAAAUGCACAACAUUUGUCUUUUUUUCAGUUCCACGGAUGGAAACGAGUCAUUACAAAGUAUGAGAAGAUCGUUGACCAGGAUGAGGAACAGAUCGUGUACAUUCUCUGGGAGAAAAUUGACGGGUAAUGAGACUGUGUUGUUCGGAAAAUUUCAUAAAAUUGAGUUUCUAGACACAAAAGUCUGUUGAAAGGACUUCUUCGCGUAGGAUACAAAACGUUAUACCUGACCGAUAACGAACAGAACCAGUACAUGGAAAAGGCCAUGUGCAUUUUGGACUUUUUCGUCGUUCAAACUGAGCAAAGAUCUGGAAAUGGGUUCAAACUUUUCGAUUCGAUGAUCAAGGUAAACUAAUAUAUUUGGGAAGUCACAUCUCAUUCAUACUUUCAGACGGAAAACGUGUCUGUUGAACAAUGCGCGUUUGACAAGCCAUCCGCCGCUUUGCAGAAGUUCCUCGAGAAAUACUACAAUCAGAAAGAUCCAGGUUAGCCGUAAUCAUUAUUUUAGCGGCUGUUACACCGCUGAAUUUCAAAAAUGGCGAACAAAACGACUCCAUAUACCCGAUUUACCGACGGAAAUCGCUUUGUCGCACUACUCGUAGCCAUUGCUCCAACAAUUUUGGCAGCGAGGAUAAUACUAGUCUAGUUUCCCGACACUUCACGGGUUCCGCGCUUUGUUAUGAUUUCCAUGGGGAGUGGGCGUGGCCUCGGCUCGGCUUAACACUGAUAAGGUUAUGCACUUUGAAUAUCGCUCAAAAUUUGUUCAUUGAUUCCGGAGAAAUGAGAUUUUCCGGUAAUCUGAGGGUUCUGAUUCCGAUUUUAACAGCCUCACUCACUAAAAUUGACCUCAAACGUAUGUUCUUUCAGUUUGGCAGUCGAACAAGUAUGCAGUUUACACGGCCUUCUUCCUCGGAAAGCACCCAACUAUCCCGUUCACUCCACGCCAAACCAAACGUGCUUCCCGUGCAAGUUCCGCAGUUUCCAGCCAUAAUUCCAGCAGAAACACUUCUCCGAUCGGAGUGAGAUUAUAUCAUCCAAUUAUAUCAAAGGAUUUUCCAACUUUCUUUUUUUCAGCGCAACCGCCCUCGUCACGAUUCGGUUGCUGAUCUCAUGCGUCAGGAUAUGUUCGCCGGUGUCCGCCCUGAAGUUGACCCGAACAGUCCGACCGGACUGAAAAACUCGAGAGAUUUCGGACACCGUCGAAUUUGGUGA